AUGCCGACUCGAGACUCGUCCAUUUCCCCCUCUCCCGCCACGCCGUCUCACUCUGCUCUCACCUCUUCCCCCCAUUGUAUUGAUGGCUCUGGCGCGCAGUGCGGGAGCUGCUGGACGAUCGUGGCCGUCGAUUCCGUGUCGAUGAUGUGGGCGAUCAUCAACAACACGACGCCGCAGCUGCUGUCGCCGCAGCAGGUGUGCGACUGCGCGACAAAACAAUGCUGCAAGGGCGGCUGGCCCGACUGGGCCUUCUCCUACAUCCUCUUUAAUGGCGGCAUCGCAACUCUCGACGAGUACCCCUAUCUCGCGGAAGACAGCGUUGUCUGUAACGCGAACGCGUCGACGCCGCUCGCGGCGAAAAUCACGGGGUGGGAGCUGGUUCCGCCGUACAACGCCAUGGCGCUCAUGAAGGCCGUCAGUAUGCAACCGACCGUCGCGUUUCUGUCCGGCAACGCUAACGAUUUCCAGUACUACUCGUCGCGCGGGAGCGUGAAGAUUUACGACGGCACGUGCACGACGGAUAUUAACCACGCGGUGUUGGUGGUCGGGUAUAACUACACCGGGCCGGGUCUGGAGGGCAGCUAUUGGAUAUUGAAGAACUCGUGGUUCAACACGUGGGGCGACGGGGGCUACAUGUACCUCGCCAUGACGCCCGACGUGCGCGGGAAAUGCGGGCUCCACGCCAUUCCCGCCAUGUACCCCGUCUACUACGCGGGUCCCGAGCCCGUCAAGAUCGCCAACGGCCCGUUCCGCCGCCAGGACGACGGCUACGACGGCAAGUGGUGGUCGCGCGCUUACAACGGCCCCGUCGACGCGUGCGCGAAUCUCAUCAACCCCUGCGGCGGCGGCCGCUGCUACACGCUGCGCGGGAUCGCGCGCUGCGACUGCCGGUACCUGGCGAACAUGGUGGAGGUGCUGUCCACGCCCACGGCCAAGUGCGUGCCGCGCUACCCGUGCACCAGCCGCGAGCUCUUCAACCCGUGCGGGAGCGGCGUGUGCCGGAAUCCCGGCGACGGGACGUACACGUGCCAGUGCCCUGCGGGCUACGCCAUUGGCACGGCAUCGGACGGAACCAUCACGUGCGUGGGCGUGGGCACGACGGCGGCUGUGGGGCAGACGUACACCACGUCGCCCGGCGACUCGUGCACGGUCGUCGCGAGCACGUUCAAGAUGUCCGUCAUCGUGCUCGCUAACCUCAACCCCUUCCUCGACUGCUCGCUCGCUUACAUCGCCCCUGGCAUGGUUCUGCUCGUAUCUAACACGACCGCCAGCACGAGCACCUUCGUGUGCACAUCCACAUACACGGUGCAGACCGGGGACACGUGUCAGACGCUCGCCAACACAUACUUCAACGGCGAUGUGCUCGCGCUGGCCGCCGCGAACCCGCUCAUCUGCUCGCCUGGCCGCGCGUCGCUGCUGCCCAUGCAGCAGAUCUGCAUCGGCACCACCUCGCCCACCUCCCAGAUCUCCGUGCCGCAGUGCGGCCAGACGUACACGUCAGUGGUUGGGGACACGUGCGACGCGAUCGCCACCAAGUACAACAUUGCGCUCAGCACUUUCAUGAGCCUCAACCCGGCGCUGUCCUGCGACUCUGCCCUCAAGAUCGGACUCUACCUCUGUGUUGCACCCAAGACCUCUCUGACCACGGUCAACUGCACGGCAACGUACACGGUGCUGCAGGGCGACAACUGCCCCAACAUCUGGAACGCUGCCAACCUCACAGAACCCCUUUUCCUCGCCAUCAACCCCGGCAUCAGGUGCCAAGCCCCGUACCUGCAAGUCGGACAGAAGGUCUGCAUCAAGUCGCCUCUGCUGGCGACCCUCAUGGUUCAGACUAACACCAGCUUCUCGAUCUACACCGUCGAAGAAGGCGACACCCUCGCUCUCAUCUCCUCCAAAUUCGUCACCCGCUGCACCACCGUAUCCAUCUCACCCGUCAACAUCGCCGCCCAAAACAACAUCCUCGAGACCUCGCCUCUCUUUGUCAACCAGACGCUGAUCAUUCCCUGCGACUCCCGCGUCGGGAUUCUCGACUGCGGGUGCGCCGAGUCCCUCCCGGUGUGCGGCGCGGAUUUCGUCACGUACCCGUCAUACUGCGACGCGGUUUGCAACUACGCCAUGCCGGUGGUGCAAGACGGGCUCACUGGUGGGGCGUUCCCUGAUUGGAGCAUUUAG
This is a messenger RNA of Closterium sp. Naga37s-1, 2175 nucleotides long. NCBI's taxonomy places the organism in Eukaryota, Viridiplantae, Streptophyta, Zygnematophyceae, Desmidiales, Closteriaceae. The record is from the annotation of a GenBank genome assembly.